Centropristis striata (black sea bass) is the source of this 3178-nucleotide messenger RNA. Its product is annotated as zinc finger protein 646-like. The transcript has 7 exons. The coding region runs from base 148 to 1458 and encodes 436 amino acids. The record is from RefSeq and is a predicted model, not a curated record. Gene Ontology annotation, molecular function: DNA-binding transcription factor activity, RNA polymerase II-specific; RNA polymerase II cis-regulatory region sequence-specific DNA binding. Gene Ontology annotation, biological process: regulation of DNA-templated transcription. Lineage: Eukaryota; Metazoa; Chordata; Actinopteri; Perciformes; Serranidae.
GGCGGUAGUGCUCCGUGUGCUGCGAUAUGUCCGCCGCCAAAACGCUCGUUUCACAGAAGAAAUAUUUUUCUUUUCGGAAGAAGAUCCCGACAAAGCGGCCCUAUUUCUUUUCAGCCCGAAAAAAGUCGAAUAAUCCGAAAAGCGACGAUGUACGCCAGGACAAAUACCGGCAGCACACAUGGAGACUUUCAAGACAGAAACGGAGUGAAUUAUGUGACAUCGACAGAAUCUUUCGGCCACUGCUCUCAAUUGUUCUGGAAAAAGGAUCCCAACGACUCCGGACCGAGUUCAACCAUCAGCUGGUGCGAUCAGCUCCCUUCAUCCUCAGCAGCCCUCUCCAGUUCCAGUCUCUCCUCAGCGUCACUCUCCAGCUCCAGUCUAUCCUUGGAGUCCCGAGCAACUGCAGCAGCACCGGCGGCGGCGACCACAGCGUCAGACGACAUGGAAUCAGACGAAAGGCCGUACGUCUGUGACCUGUGCACCUGCGCCUACAAGCAUGCCAGCUCCCUUCUCAACCACAAGCUCACCCAUAAGACUGGAGACUUCAGGUGCGACUUUUGCAGCAAGCCCUACACCAACUAUAUGUCCCUGCGCAACCAUAUGCGGAUUCAUGGUCAGAAGCGCUACAUGUGCGACCUCUGUGGGAAGGCCUUCCGUCUGGCCCGGUACCUCCGUAACCACCAGAGGAUCCACGAUGACGGGCCCAACCGGUUCGACUGUCCCUCCUGCUGCAAGAGCUACAGGACCAUGCUGGAGCUGGCCCAGCACCGCUGUACCGCUGCUACGACCAACCAGAACCGGUUCAACUGCCCGUCCUGCUUUAAGAGCUACCGAACCAUGCUGGACCUGGCCCAGCACCGCUGCAGCGCCGCGGCCAAAAACCAGUCUGGUGGUCAUGGUAAUCGACGGUCCAAUUUCUCCAACACUCCUCGCCGCCAGCAGCAGCAGCAGCAGCAGCAGCAGCAGCAGCAACAGCAGAACAGUGCUAACUCCAUGAUGCAGCCGCAACAUGGGGGACAUAGCCAGGAACCUCUGUCCUCCCACUGCGUCUCCCCCAUGUCCCAGGGAGGGCAGGGCGGUGUGAGCAGCCAGCCGGUGUCUGACCCCCACCAGGGCCGUCCCAGCUCGGUGUCCUCCCAGAGCAGCCAGCAGAGCAUGAGGAGCUCGUCCUCCAAACACAUCUCCUCCUCCAGUGCCACCCCGUCCUCCUCCUACUCCCUGCUCCAGCCCCUGGUGCCUGAGGUAAAGGAGCUGAGCUCGGGAUACACUAGGCUGAGCGCCAACCCCAUGCCGAAGCACCAGGACACUUUCUCCCUGGCCCCCCAGCGGCCCCUCACCACCAUCAACCCCAUCGGCCACUCCCUCCAUCCAAACGGUGCACCCACGCUCAAGCCUUCCCCCGUGCCACGCACCAUCCAGGCCAUGCCCUGGGAGCAGCGCUCCCUCUAUAAUCAAUGAGACCCCCGGGACCCAGCCGCCCCCCUUCACAUCUCGCGUCCGCCACCACCCCCACACACCCUCUUCAUCCUCCUAGCCCUUUUGGACCCAGCAUCAAGGAGGGAGGACUUUGGAUGCCCCUCUACCGCCUCAGCCCUCCUUUGGAACAUUGUGUUUGGGAUUGGGGAAGGGCACCGUUGAGAACUAGUUGAGAUUGAUUACUGAGUAGUUAGGUUUAAAAAUGUGUUGCCUUGACCCUCAUGUAUGAUCUAUGCCAUGUACUGGAUAUAAGUUAAAAUGUCUGUCCUCUCACUAAGAAUUUAUCUGUCCCACUCUUGUUAUGAAAAUAUCUAUCCUUCUCAUUAUGAAUAGUGUCUCCCCCCGCCCCCACCCCCACCCCCACCCUUUUUCCAUAUGUUUAAAGAAAAAGGCUAUUUUUACCAAGACUGUGUUUCAAACCCUGAACGAGGGAUUCCAGGGCGCCAAGUUGUUAAAGUAAACGUGACAAAAUUCUCCCUUCGUUCUGAUAUGUUUUUGAACAUAAAUCCUAACAUUUUAGUUAAAUAAGGCUUCUCAAAGGAGAAGGGGAAACUUUAUUAUUAUUAUUAUUUUUUAACAUACCCCUUCAACGUGCUCCAGAAUGAAGAUUGUGUAUAUUGUUGCGUUAGGAGGUGUCAUGACCGUUUCCGUUCUCCCUGACAUCACAUUGUUCACACCCGUCAUCUCCAAGCACCAACAGCAAGGACCAGGACCAGGACCAGGAUGGAGACAACCCAGCUGACUGUUGUAGACAUGAACAUGCCACUCUGUGUUGUGAAAACUGAAGCCCUGUCCUGCUGUGGAAAAAAGGACCUCAAUGUUAGCAGCCACGCCCCACCGACAGGGACAGUGUGGCGCGGUUACCUUCUUUUAACACACAACUGAAAGCUCACUUUUUUCUAAACUUGCAUCUGACUGGUGGCUUGUUGUUAUUAUUGUAGUUUUAAUAAUCUGUUGGCUGGGAAUCAAAUCUAGAAGAUAACAGUACACAUCUCCACCCCUUAUGUUCCAAACUGACUGUUAACAUGUGUGUUCCUUUCACUUCAUGGCACUUUAAGACAAGUGCUGCAUAAUUUUUCCUGUCUGGCCACCCACCACCCCCACCCUAUAUCUAGAGCUGUGUCGGCUGUGAAGAUGUAACAUUGCCUUACAUCAACCUCUUCAUGACUCACUCACAUGAUCACCAGUGACUUAGCAGCAGUACUGGCUUAGAGCCCGUAUCAUGGCUGCAUCUGGAAGCUACAGUGGCCAAAAUUCAGUCUCCCCCCCACACACACACACACGCACGCACACAGCUCCCACACAGUGUUCCUUUCCUCUAGAAAACACCAUGCCUCUGUCUCACUACUCCCAGGAUGGAUUUAGUUAACAUCUACCUGCAGGGUGUUUCAAUAAGCAGCCAAUCACAAUCUGUUAGAUAACUCCAAUACACAUGGAAAAAACAGGUGAAUUUUUGUAAAACGGUCAAUUUGAUGAAUAACAGUUUUCUCAUGGUUCCAAAAUGUAGUUCUGUUACGUUAUCUCGCUAACAUGGUGUUCAUUGAAAUACCCACAAUUCUACUGACAUUGUAUUUUCUCUUUUUAAAGUUGUUUCUAUUUUUAUUCAUGACAUGUUUUCAUUGUUGCUUUCUCUCUCCUUGUAAAGUGUCUUUGAGUAUUUAGAAAAGUGCUAUACAAAUAAAAUGUUUUAUUAUUAUCACCA